AUCUCACGUUGUCAGAUCAGUGAAUGAAACUCCGGACUCUCUCGACCUCACUUCUUCCCCUCCGACGCUUUCUAGGGUUUCGUUCUUCUUCAAGUGGUGUGUAAAACCAUGGCCGAGGUCAUGAACAUGACCGCCGCCGCCGCCGCCGACGAGUCUUUGGACCGCCGUCGCGAGCGGCAAGAGAAAUCAUCCGAGGAGCAACCUCCUUCAUCGCCACCGCAGCAGCCGGUUGCCGCUCCUCCUCCCUCCAGAAGGCGGGAUAGAGACGAGAGAGAUAGGAAAGACGACCGAGACGCUGAUCGCCCUCCGAACCGACGGGGGGACAAUUAUGAUCGUAACCGCUCUCCGCCUUCGCUGCCGCCGAGGGAGAGAGAUAGAGACAGAGAUAGGGAUUAUAAACGUCGUAGCAGUCUUAGUCCGCCACCGCCUUACAGGGAUCGCAGACACUCGCCUCCUAGACGGUCUCCGCCGCCUCCUUAUAAACGUUCCAGGAGGGAUGAUGGUGGGUACGAAGGAAGAAAGGGAAGCCCUAGAGGAGGUUUCGGGCCUGGCGAUAGGAGGUUUGGUUAUGAUUAUGGUGGUGGAUAUGAGCGUGAUAUGCGUGGCAGGCCUGGAUAUGUUGAUGAUAGAUCUCUUGGCCGGUACAUGGGUCGUUCCUCCGGUGGCUAUCAAGAUUGGGAUUCUAGUCGUGGUGGUCAUGGUGAUGCACUCAAUGCAGGAGCUGGCCAAAGAGAAGGCUUGAUGACAUACAAGCAAUUUAUUCAGGAGCUUGAAGAUGAUAUACUGCCAGCUGAAGCUGAGCGCAGAUAUCAAGAAUACAAGUCAGAGUAUAUUUCAACUCAGAAACAAGCCUUUUUUGAUUCUCAUAAAGAUGAAGAAUGGUUGAGAGACAAAUAUCAUCCUACCAACCUAGUUACUGUCAUCGAAAGGAGGAAUGAACUUGCACAAAGAACUGCAAAGGAGUUUUUGCUUGAUCUGCAAAGUGGAACACUAGAAUUAGGUCCUGGCAUCAGUGCAGCAGCUACAAAUAAAUCAGGGCAGACUAGUGAACCAAAUUCAGACGAUGAAGCAGACACUGAUGGCAAACGGAGGAGGCAUGGCAGAGGACCUGCAAAAGAAAUGGAUCUUAUUUCUGCUGCUCCUAAGGCCCACCCUGUUAGUUCUGAACCAAGACGAAUCCAAAUUGAUAUUGAACAAGCUCAAGCUCUCGUGCGUAAACUUGAUGCUGAAAAAGGAAUAGAAGAAAAUAUUUUAUGUGGCUCUGACAGUGACAAACUAGGUCGGGAUAAGGCACAUGGUGGCUCUUCAGGCCCAGUUAUAAUCAUUCGGGGGUUAACAACUGUCAAAGGCUUGGAGGGUGUUGAGCUACUGGACACGCUUCUCACAUAUCUUUGGCGCAUCCACGGCUUGGAUUACUAUGGAAUGGUUGAGACUAGAGAAGCUAAGGGCCUUCGUCAUGUAAGAGAAGAGGGAAAGAGUUCUAACGUGGGCGGUGGUGCAGAUGAGUGGGAGAAGAAACUUGAUCUGCWUUGGCAAGAGAGAUUGAGUGGUCAAGAUCCAGUGGAAGCAAUGACUGCCAAGGAUAAAAUAGAGGCUUCUGCUCUUGAAGCUUUUGAUCCAUUUGUUCGUAAGAUAAGAGAUGAAAAAUAUGGGUGGAAGUAUGGUUGUGGAGCCAAGGGUUGCACUAAGCUGUUUCAUGCCCCUGAGUUUGUACAUAAACAUCUUAAUUUGAAGCACCCAGAGCUUGUGAUGGAGCUGACUUCAAAAGUGCGUGAAGAGCUGUAUUACCAAAAUUACAUGAAUGAUACAGAUGCUCCUGGUGGGACACCUGUAAUGCAACAAUCACUUCCGAAGGACAAGCCGCAGAGACGUAGGAUGAAUUUAGAGGGUCGGCUGAAGGAUGAUAGAGGUAAUCGUAGGGACCGUGAUAAUUGGGCUAAUGGGGGUGACAGGUUUGAUAGAUCUGAGAACCCACAAUCAAGUGAUUUCCAAUCAACAAAUGAUGGUACCGAUAGCGGAAACCUUGACGAUCCCAUGUUCGAUACUUUUGGUGGACAAGGAAGACAUGUUGCUCCUUUUGCCUCUGAGAUGCCACCACCGGUGCUUAUGCCAGUUCCUGGUGCUGGUCCAUUAGGACCAUUUGUUCCUGCUCCACCUGAAGUUGCAAUGCGAAUGUUGCGGGAACAAGGAGGUCCACCUCCUUUUGAGGGUGGUGGUAGAAAUGGGAGGUCAGGGCCCCAAUUAGGUGGGUCUGCUCCAAUUCUUGCCCUAUCUCAAGGUUUUCGACAGGAUCCUCGUCGGAUACGGAGUUAUCAAGACCUAGAUGCGCCCGAGGACGAAGUUACUGUAAUAGAUUAUAGAAGCUUGUAGAUAUAUUUGGCACCGGCAAAGAUAAAGAGGUCCACCCGUGUUUCUAAGGAGGGGGAUGCAACUCCAGGACUGGUACGAAAUCAAUCAGACUGGCUGCUGUUAGAAAUUCUUCUUGUCACUGAAGAGGUUUGCUUUGUUUCACCCCAUAGUAUGAACUGAACUAUGAGUUGAUCAUAUUCUUGCUGUGGGCAAGUACAAAUACCUUCAUGGGAAUUGUGCAUUUAUCAAUCUCUUUUUGCCUGCUCACUGUGUUGUUAGUGAAGAAUGAAUUCGAAUUCAACUCGAMGUGAAGGCGAGAGAUGUAACCGUAUUGUACGGGACACAGACGACCAAACAGUUUCCCAUCUUUCAAAUUGUUGAACUUAAAUUCUUCUGCAGUUAGGAGUGUGCAUCCCCUUUUUUCUUUUCUUUUAUUGUUAUAGUCGAUUUUGGAUCAAGCAAGAAGUAUUAAUAAGUAUUUGUGGAUAYUAAACCUUGUUUUUAUGAACUUUUUUUCUAACAGUAAAGAUUGUAAUGUUAUGUUAGGAUGUUCUAUUUUUAUAUUCAGAGAAAUAUCCAAUUCCCAGGCGA
Molecule: messenger RNA, 2940 nt
Organism: Momordica charantia (bitter melon)
Lineage: Eukaryota; Viridiplantae; Streptophyta; Magnoliopsida; Cucurbitales; Cucurbitaceae
Gene: SE
Product: C2H2 zinc-finger protein SERRATE (SE)
Biological process (GO): primary miRNA processing; mRNA processing
Cellular component (GO): nuclear body
Source: RefSeq, a predicted model, not a curated record